GUUAUUUACUCGAAUGGGGGAGCUGUGACUUCUACAGGUGAAGCUAGCGCUUGGCGACGAUUGCAUAAGCGAUUGAGCUUGGUUCCAGGGUGUUAAUGUGAUCUCAGCAAACUGUGUAGUCAAGGGCUGUUCAUUCAUAGUUCUUUCCCGCAUUCCCCUCCUUUCCAUUGAGGCCUGAAAAAUUACCAUUCUCUUCCCACUCUCUGUAUCUCCACACCUCACUGAGCUCUUGUGGACUUCCCCCAUUGAGGCUUCUGCACCCCUGGACCUGUGAAGCCGUGUAUCCUUUCGCGGUAAUACUAGUCAUUUACUACUUCUCACUGCAAGGAUCACGUCAGAGAUCUUGGGAGAAUCUCUCACUUUCCCAGCUCAGGUUGAAGGUGGAUCUUCACGAUUCGACCUUGACUUGUCCCUUGCGAAAAAUCAUCUCGAGGGACUGGGAGAAGCCAUGACUGAGGACCAGCUGUCCAACCCUGUUCCCAUCUGUGUGGCCUCAACGGGAAGUGACCAUACAGGACGAAGGGAGAGCAAGGAGUUUCGGUCACCCAGUCAAGGCCCACAGGAGCUACCAAAGCCCGUGGGCAAGGUGAAUGAAAGUCAACCUGCCCUAAACUACGUCAAGGACGUGUCGUGGUCUCCAGAUGGCACAUGCCUGUUGACGGACUCUGCAGACCAUCAUAUCAGGACAUACAUACUACCCCCAGAUCUCUUGGAGAAUAGAUCAUCGCCUCAUGAGCUGUCUCCGUACUCAGUGGUUCCCUCAGCGGAGCCAACCUAUGCCACGGCGAUGUAUCCUUAUUUCUCCCUCCAGGAGCCGUCCACGACAUUGUUUCUCUCGUCGGUGCGGGAUCACCCUAUCCGUCUCACGUCGGCCCUAGUGCCAACGACAGUGGCUUCGUAUUCCUUGGUCAACCCGACCACGGAGGCUUUCAUCACUCCCCACUCUAUUGAGUAUCCGUCGACGCUGAGCGGGACGCAGUUCAUCACCGGGUCCGACAGUCUGAUCUGUCUGUUUGAUGUGUCUCGUCCUGGCAACGAUGGGCCGAUUUCCUGGAUGCCGACUAUCCCCAGUAAGCGGAAGAAAGCUGUUGGGGGAGGUGUUGGAAUGAAAGGAAUCGUGUCCGCUCUGGCGGUCAACCCAACCGGAGGUGGUGUCCUCGCCGCGGGCACCUUCUCCCGGCACAUUGGGCUCUAUGAUUCGAACGGGUCGGGUCAGUCCCUGGGCACUUUUAGCAUUGCAAAGACCGAGGCCGAUUCCCACAUCGGCGGCCGCGGAGUCACGCAGUUGCUGUGGAGUCCUUGUGGUCGGUAUCUGUAUAUUGCCGAGCGGAAGAGCGACGGGGUCUUGAUAUACGACAUCCGAGUCACAGGGCAGAUGCUAGGAUGGCUGGAAGGCCGUCGGACCCUUACGAACCAACGCAUGAAGAUGGACAUCGUGUCCACUCACCAGGGAGAGUCGCAUGAAGUCUGGGCCGGAGGGACGGACGGAUAUAUGAGAGUGUGGCGGGAUCCCACCCGUACCGCUGGCGCUCAGAAGCCUCAAUGGGCGUGGCAGGUUCACGACGACGCCGUCAGUAGCACCGUUUUGCAUCCGAUGGGGACGGUUGCCGCUACGGGAUCGGGGCAACGGCACACUGAUUUUGAUGACGACAAGCCAAUGGGAAAUGAUAAUACCGUCAAGGUGUGGUCUACGCCAUUCCUUGAUGGCGGUGUUAAUCAUGAUUGAGGUAUCAUAUACUCCAUGCAUCUAUCCCAGUUGCCACAUGCCCGAUCUGCACGGCCCGUCCCGUUAUCUCCGAGCCCCAAUCGGGAGUAUGAGUUUACAAGGUUUCUUUCCACCAAAAGCCCAAUCCAAGGACUCCGAAUCACUGAGCAUUCUGUUCAGGUUGGCUUACGCAAGAUGGGAACUCUGACGACAUUCCCCCCAGCCGCCCCCUCCAUGCAGGCCGACCUGGUGGCCGGGCAUCUCAAUUGUCCACGCGUCGACCGCUAUUGAUUGGCCAAACAACAAUAUAGUGUGGUGAUUGCCAUUUGGACUGUACUACUCUGGGCUGUCACCAUGAUACUCUCUGUCAUGGGAGACCUGGGCCUGCCGAUAUCUUUAUCGGGAUACCGAUGACCGGUCCAAUUGCCUGAUUGGGGAACUCUGUGAUUGGCACAGGGGCCAGUGAAUGCAAGUUGGCUCGGGCCGGGGCCUUGAUUUGGGGCUCUUCUGCCCCGGGGGCCUAUUGGAACCAUGGAACCAUUGAAGCAAACAAUGUGAAUCGAACUAUGACUUUCCUAUUUAGGCGACACCCAACUUUGCGGCAGUUUUGU
Molecule: messenger RNA, 2316 nt
Organism: Aspergillus candidus
Lineage: Eukaryota; Fungi; Ascomycota; Eurotiomycetes; Eurotiales; Aspergillaceae
Exons: 4
Coding region: 449-1726 (425 amino acids)
Molecular function (GO): protein binding
Source: RefSeq, a predicted model, not a curated record